Messenger RNA from Ctenopharyngodon idella (grass carp), 5812 nucleotides. It is a transcript of the gene shc3, whose product is annotated as SHC (Src homology 2 domain containing) transforming protein 3. Gene Ontology annotation, biological process: cell surface receptor protein tyrosine kinase signaling pathway; intracellular signal transduction. The transcript is spliced from 12 exons. Gene Ontology annotation, molecular function: receptor tyrosine kinase binding. Lineage: Eukaryota; Metazoa; Chordata; Actinopteri; Cypriniformes; Xenocyprididae. Gene Ontology annotation, cellular component: plasma membrane. The coding region runs from base 2202 to 4085 and encodes 627 amino acids. The record is from RefSeq and is a predicted model, not a curated record.
UCAAAUCCAAUUCCUUUCCUUCUUUCUGCCUGUUUUUAAUUUCCAGAACUGUCUUGACUGACACUCUGCAUGUAAAUGGCUCUGCUGAGCAGGAUGCAUCAUAUAAUUCAGUUGAUUCAGUUCAGCAUAUGUUCUUUGAUCACCCUUCAUUCAUAUGAAUGUGCAAAGUUUGCAAUCAGGACACGAGGAGGGGCCAGUUUAUUGGAUUGUGCAAUUGAUCGUUGCUAUUCUUUUCCAAAACAGGACAUGCAUCCUGCCAGGAGAUAUUUUAGAAGCGAAUAGCAUGGUUUGAGGAGUUUAGAAGCGACGCAGCGAGCAGUAUGCAGUGCUGUGGGAUGGGAAUGGUUUCUCCCUUCACCUGUGCUUCAAGUGGUUUGUCCCACUAUUCAGCCAGCCUACCCUGAAUGAGUCAUCCUGCUCUUCCCUGAUUGGCCGGUCGGGAUCCAUCCUGAGGGAUUGCUGUGCAGAAAGCUGCCGAGGCCUGACUUCAUUCACAGAAACGUCGGUAUGCCUGUCUGCCUUUCCAUUCACAGCCAGCCCAAAACAUUUUCCCUGCUCAGCUCCUCAGCAUCCUCUCUUCCUCUCCUCAGCAUCUCUUCUGCAUCUCCGUGACAACACCGAGCGACGUUUUUUUUUUUUUUUUUUGCUUGUUUGCUUUUGUCUCAGUGGAGGAGACAAACCCUUGCUCUCUCUCUCUCUCUCUCUCUCUCUCUCUCUCUCUCUCUCUCUCUCUCUCUCUCUCUCUCUCUCGCUCUCUGUCUUCCUUUUUUUUUCAAUUCGCAGGCAGGCAGGAAAGCGAGACGCUGGGAGGGACUGCAGUGCGUUAGCCGCAGCGGUACAGGAAGCUUGUGAAUGACUGCUGCUUCCCUGUCACAAGCUACUGGACAUUUUACAUGAAUGGCUCCGUUUUUGCUGCCUUAAUGUCAUGGGCUUCAUCCCGCUGGAUGCUUUUUAAUGGGGCCGGGAGAUCUGACAUCACUAUUUACGGUCGUAUCCCAGCCGAAUCCGGAUGGCGUUUUAGUAAGAUCGAAUCUCGACAUUGUGUAUUUGAGAGGGAUGUUUAAUUAUUCAACAAAGCUCAUUCAGGAGCAAAGCUUGGCUUGUUUUGCCUUCUGUAGGGGGAGAUAUUCCAGUGCUCAUGUGGAUGGAUUUAUCCCGAUGUUUCAUAGUAUGUAAGGAAGAAUGAACGUGACGAACAAAGAGAUAAAGCCGUAUUGGUCUCGUGAUUUAAAUUUGAGCACAUUUUAAACUCGCCGUUAACAAAAGCUAGGUAGAACGCGGUUGUGGCCAAAAGGUGAACACACUCUGGAUUUUAAUUUAUUUUUAUUUCACAAUCGUGUGCAAUCAUUAUGCUUUCUUUUCAGGAGAGCACCUCGCUUCUGAAUUAAAGUAAAACCACAAUUAUAUGAUUGAAAAAUCAGCAACCGCCAUGCACACUGACUCAAGUUUCAUUCUAUGUGGUGUACAUGUGAUCCGACAACAUGCACGGUGCUCUAUUGUGAUUUUUGCAUUUAAUUAUGUCAGACUGUUUUUGCAUCAUUUUGAGUAGUUUGAUUCAAAGAUUCUCAUUCAUUUUGACUCUGAUUUCACUGUUCUCAGUGAUCUCUUUAUAGGAUCUUUUCCAUUCUAAUUAUCCGUUUUCACACGGGCUGAAUCAAAACAGGAGACGUUCCUACGGACAGGGCAAAUUUUGCCAAUUGAUUGGUUCUGUCGAGCAGUAAGUGGGAGUUUUUUUUUGUAACGGAAAGUGCUCUGCAGUGUAGAGUGAGUCUUUUGUUGAGAAGGGUCUCUCUCUCUCUCUCUCUCGUUCUCUCUCUCUCUCUCUCUCUCUCUCUCUCUCUCUCUCUCUCUCCGAGUGAGUCAUGCAUGUUCAGGGAUCUGCCAGGAUGCGGGGAGAGAGAGAGACAUCUCUUCACUAGAGAUCUGUCUCUCUCUCUGCCAUCUCUGGCCCUCUGUAGAGGAGUGACCUCGCGCUGCUUUUCUCUCCUCGUCCUCUGUCUCCAUGGAUUCCGCGUUUUGUGGUUUAUUUUUGGUCCCCGAGUUGCUGCUGCUGCGUGGCGUCGGAUUUUCCUGACGACCACCCGCUCCCUUUUUCUUCAAACCCUCGAGGACGCUUUCUCGGCUCCAGCAUGCAAAAGAUGUGGACGGUCAGCUGGGAGUUGGAUGUGUCCGUUCGUGUGUAGGCUGGCAUACCGAGGGGAAUGCUUCACCGUGCUAAAUACAACCGAUUCCGGAAUGAGUCAGUGACGUCCGUCGAUGAGCUUCUGCACGGUCUCUCCAUGAACGCCAAGGUCUCGGCCGUCCCGCCGUCGCCGCCCGUGGGCGACCCUCCGUACGCCCCGCCAGCCGACCCCGAACCCUCGGAAGAGUCCGGAACCUUGUGCACCCUCAUCAACAAAGUCUCCAACCUCAAAUUCGCCAACUCCUCCGGACUGCUGGGCAUCAAGGGCCUGCCGUCUGCCGUCAAGGACCUGGCCGUGUCCAAGCUCCAGGGAGGAGCGACAGGAGGCGGCUCCGGCAGCCCGGGCUCGUCUACCCUCCCGGCGGCCGCCGCAGCACCUCACGCCCCGCUGGAGCCCGGCUCCGUGAGCUCGGCGAAGAAGGGCAGGAUGGAAGAGUCUCAGCCUGGUGGAGAGGGCUGGAGCCUGGGCGGGACGGGCGCCGCGGGUUGCGGCGGGCUGGUGAAUAAGCCGUCUCGUGGAUGGCUGCACUCCAGCGAAAAGAUCUCUGGACCUGGAGUGACGUACGUUGUUAAGUAUUUGGGCUGCAUUGAAGUUCUCCGGUCCAUGAGAUCCCUGGACUUCACCACACGAUCACAAAUCACACGGGAGGCGAUCAGUCUGGUGUGUGAAGCCGUCCCUGGUGCCAAAGGAGCUCUGCGCAAGAGAAAGCCUCCCUCGAAACUUCUCUCCAGUAUUUUGGGCAAGAGUAACCUGCAGUUUGCUGGUAUGAGUAUCAAUCUCAACAUCUCCACCAGCAGUUUAAACCUGAUGACACCGGACUCCAAACAGAUAAUAGCCAAUCAUCACAUGCAGUCCAUAUCCUUUGCCUCCGGUGGAGAUCCGGACACGACUGAUUACGUCGCUUAUGUAGCGAAAGAUCCUGUUAACCGGAGAGCAUGUCAUAUUCUGGAGUGCUCCGACGGUCUGGCUCAGGAUGUGAUCAGUACGAUCGGUCAGGCGUUUGACCUGCGCUUUCAGCUCUAUUUGCAGUGUCCAUCCAGCAAACCCUCAUCCAUGCACGACAAGGUUAUGAGUACGGACGAGCCCCCAUGGACAGAGGAAGGGGAGGAGUCCGCCGAUCAUCACUACUACAACAGCAUUCCCGGCAAGAUGCCGCCACCUGGAGGCUUCAUUGACGCUAGACUGACCAAUCAGACACAAGACAGCAGCCAGGGCGCUGGAGUCGACCAGACAUACUACCAGGGCCGACCCAUGUUCAUCCAACAAGGGUCCUGUGACAUAUACAGUCUCCCUGAGGUCAAAGGUCAAGCCCCUAAAGCAGGAGAAGUCCCCACGUACGUGAACACGCAGCACAUUGACACGCAGGUGUUGGCCGCCCUGCAGGGAGAGUCAGAGACGGCGUCUGAUUCAGGCACGACCGGUCCAGCUAAAGACAGCCCGAGGAAGGACCUCUUUGACAUGAAGCCAUUUGAGGAUGCCAUCAUGACUCAGACUCCAGCUCCGCCCCCUCCAGCCUCAGAACUACAUAAAGCGGCGUCUGUCGAUAACUCCAGUCCACUGCUGAUGCGAGCGGCCGCCCUGAGAGCUCAGGAGGAACUGGAGGACCAGACGUGGUAUCACGGAGAGAUGAGCCGCCGCCAGGCUGAGAAACUGCUGCUCCACGACGGCGACUUUCUGGUACGGAAGAGCGCCACAAACCCGGGGUCGUACGUCCUGACGGGGAUGCACAACGGCCUGGCCAAACACCUGCUGCUGGUCGAUCCAGAGGGAACGGUUCGGACGAAAGAUCACAUAUUCGAGAGCAUAAGCCACCUGAUUGGCCAUCACCGUGACAACAACCUGCCAAUCGUCUCGGCGGGAAGCGAACUGUGUUUGAAGCAGCCGGUCGACAGAAAACAGUGACGACACCCGAAAACGUGUGGGAGGGGUCAUGAAAAACAAACACGCUCAGAUGACUUUCCGUCGGUGAACAUGUGACUGCUGUCGAACUGCUUGACUGUGACGACGGAGGACAGCGUUUUUAGAUAAACGAUGGACGAUUUUAGUUUGGACGAUGCAAAAAGAGGAAUCGAACCUGAUUUAAUAGAACUGAUACAGUUAUUUUAUUGCGCUGGUUGAGAAUCUAUAUAUUUUUGAAGAAGACGCUGAUGGAUUUCAGACAGCCGUUGAAAACGGAAGAUCUCCAAGAGGGGAUGAGAGGAAAACCAGAUAAAGAAAAAGUAUUUUAGAAUAAAAAAAGUUUUAGUUUUGUCUAUCAAGCACAACCGGAUUUUAAUGUUCAUUGGUAAGAGAUAGAAGGAAAACAAAUAUUUGAGAAAACGAAAAACAGGAAAAAACAAAAAAACAAAAGCUGUUUAUAUUGACCUAUUUUAGGAGUUUGUCCUUUACUGCAGCUAGUGUGCGAGAUCAUUUGGUAGCUUCUAUCGAAUCACUGUUGAUUAUGCUUUUCAGAGGGAAGAUGACGUGAAUGUGUUUGCUUUAACAGAAACCACACUCCGACAUGCUGCACGUACACACACCACAACCAAAACACGCACACACACGGCUUUAAAGUACCUACAUUUUUGUAUGACGUUGAAACCUGUGGCACUCGCAUGACUUGACUUAAUUGUACUUGUGGUCAUUGUUGGUAGCAUCCAGAGCCCCGGCGGAGGUGCUUUUGUGUAUGCUCACAAUGUAAAAUAUUUAUGCUUUCCCAGUAUUCAUUGAGUUUAGCUCCUUCUUUAAACGUGUCAGAGGUGUGUAGUCGCUCGGUUCGGGGCUUACUUUAUACCUUGGAUGUUUCUAUCAGUUAUGACUUCUAUGGUUUGACUGUGGGCUUCACAAACAGACAAAUUGGUAUUAUAAUUAUUCUUCUGAUGAUUAUUUUCAAUUAAACGGUUCUAAAUGAAUAGCACAAUCAACGCUUUCCUGUGUGAGAGACGGUCUGGUGUGGUUUUGCACAGUCUAAUUACUGGAUGAACUGGAAUAUUACUGGAUUUUUCACCGUUUUUUGCCACAUUUAUUACACCGUAAACAUGCUCCUGUUGCGUUUAGUUUUGUCUUUACAUCCACAUUUCAGAUAAAUGAAAUUUGCAUCUGAUUAAAAAUUAGCACCAAGAUAAUAUUAUCAUACAUAAGGGUGCAUCUCAUAAAAAUCAAUUAAAAUCAACAGAAAAACACAAAAUUAUAUUUUUGUCAUAAAGAAAAUUAAGCUCAAUUGUCAUGACAAUAAUGUCCAAAAUGCUUCAUUUUUUAUGCUGAAUAUAAUUGAUUAUUUUCUUCUUUUUUGGUAGAAUAAAAUAUGACCUUUCCUUGUGAGAUUCACCCUUAAAUUCACUUAAAUUGUGAUUUGCAUUGCUAUCAAAAUUCUAUCAAACUGCUAUCAAAGGUUUUGUAGCCUAGAAUGAUCCUCUUAUAUGAUUGAAGACCUGUUCAGCUUCAUAUUUGCUCAACUUUCUUUUUCUUUUUUUUUCUUGAAACAGGCCAUUUUUAAUAUGAUUGUUGGUAUCGUUUACAUUCUUACAUCAUUUCGAAUAUUGUCACUCUCACACAAACACAACACAUGAUAUCUAUGUACUGACAUUUGUCACAUUAAAAUCUGGAAAUAUUGAUUUGGAGGCACAGGAAUUAUAUAUAUAUAUAUAUAU